Fraxinus pennsylvanica is the source of this 2151-nucleotide messenger RNA. NCBI's taxonomy places the organism in Eukaryota, Viridiplantae, Streptophyta, Magnoliopsida, Lamiales, Oleaceae. The record is from the annotation of a GenBank genome assembly.
AUGGUUGAGAAAGAAAGUGAGGAAAAAUCGAACGAUCAUUGUAGUGAUUUGGAGAGUGAACCUAGGGAGGGGACUGCCGAAGAAUCUGAUCCUGGGACAAUCAGUGAUUCUGUUUCAUCUCGAGGGGAUCCACAAAUGGCUGAUGAGGAGAAGGUAGAAAAGGCUUCAAGAGCUUCCAAAAUGCUUGCUAAAAAUGAAUCCCCUGACAGUUCUUAUGCACCAAGGGUGAAAUCUGACCAGAAAACGAAUAGUUUACAAACCAAAGCUACAAAAGCCACACCAAAGAAAGCAAUAAAACCCAACAAAGGGCCUUCUAAAUCGACAAUAAGAAAUACAACUGAUAACUCAGGAAAUAUUAAAGUCCAUCCAAAACCUAUAUCAGAGAUCUCUGAGAGAGUUGAUGACAAACCUUUUGAGGAGUUAAAGGAACCUGAUGUCCUGGAUGAGGUUUCAAAUGGUGCUCUUAGUGUCUGCAGUGAUGAUGAAAUAGUUAGUAAUGAGGAAAAUGGUGAGAAUGAAGACAGGGCUGCUUUAGAUCAAAAGAUUGAGGAAAUGGAGAAUAGGAUUGAGAAACUGGAAGAGGAACUGAAAGAGGUUGCUGCCCUUGAAAUUGCACUCUACUCUGUUGUACCUGAGCAUGGUAACUCGGCACACAAGGUGCACACACCUGCGAGGCGCCUUUCUAGACUCUAUAUCCAUGCAUGCAAGUAUUGGGCUCAAGUAAACCGAGCGACCAUUGCUAGAAACACUAUAUCUGGGCUUGUUCUAGUUGCCAAGUCAUGUGGCAACGAGGUUUCAAGGUUAACAUUUUGGUUGUCAAACACUGUUGCUCUGAGAGAAAUUCUCUCUCAAGCGUUUGGGAAUUCAUGUGUCUCCAGUUCCCUUACGAAGAUUGUUGAGUCAAAUGGAGGAGGAAAGAAAAACGAACCAAAGUCUUCAUCGUUCAACUGGAAAAAUAACUCUGGCAGUCGACAACCAAAUAUGCAGGGUCUCGUACAGUUUGUUGAUGAUUGGCAACAAACAAGAACCUUUACUGCUGCCUUGGAGAAAGUCGAGUCCUGGAUAUUCUCACGGAUAGUUGAGUCAAUAUGGUGGCAGACUCUGACUCCUAAUAUGCAAUCUCCCACUGACGAUUCCCUAACAAAUAAAACAGUUGGUAAGUUACUGGGGCCGGCCUUAGGUGACCAGCAGCAAGGCAACUUCUCCAUUAACCUGUGGAGAAAUGCUUUUCAUGAUGCUUUCAGAAGACUUUGUCCUGUUCGAUCAGGGGGGCAUGAAUGUGGUUGCUUGCCUAUUUUGGCGAGGAAGGUGAUGGAACAAUGUGUUGGGAGGCUAGACGUGGCCAUGUUCAAUGCCAUUCUCCGUGAGUCCGCCCAUGAGAUCCCAACCGAUCCUAUAUCUGAUCCUAUAGUUGAUUCCAAGGUUUUGCCUAUUCCAGCUGGAGACUUGAGUUUUGGGUCUGGUGUGCAGCUUAAAAAUUCUGUUGGCAAUUGGGCAAGAUGGUUGACAGAUUCGCUUGGCAUGGAUGCUGACGGUUCUGUUCAAGAUGGUAAGAACAGCUGCGAGGAUGAUGACAGGAGGGGUAGUGUGGAACCGAAAUGCUUUCCUCUUCUAAAUGCCUUGAGUGAUCUUCUAAUGCUUCCGAAAGAUAUGCUUAUGGAUCGAGCAAUCAGAAUGGAGGUGUGUCCAUCAAUCAGUCUUUCAUUAGUUAAGCGAAUAGUGUGCAACUUCACUCCAGAUGAAUUCUGCCCUGAUCCUGUCCCUGGCGCUGUGUUAGAGGCACUUAAUGCUGAGUGUAUCAUUGAAUGGAGAUUGUCAGGAGAAUCCGGCAGCAGCUUCCCUUACACUGCUGCUCCAGUCGUGUACACACCACCUACAUCUUCUGAUAUUGCAGAAAAAAUUGGCGAUGGUGGUGGAAUAUCUCAGUUGUCCCCAAGGGCAUCUUUUAUUCAGAGGAAGGGAUACACAAGUGAUGAAGAACUCGACGAAUUGGAGUCUUGUCUAACAUCUGUUAUAGACAAAACGUCGUCAUCUCCAGCUUCUCUAUCAAAUGGAAAUGGAAACAGAAAUCACCACGAUCAAUCAGACCAUAUUGGAGCCAAUGCUAGGUACGAUCUCCUUCGUGAGGUCUGGAUGGCAUCACAAGGUUGA